Salvia miltiorrhiza (redroot sage) is the source of this 1860-nucleotide messenger RNA. RefSeq names its product RNA polymerase sigma factor sigA. The transcript is spliced from 9 exons. Gene Ontology annotation, biological process: regulation of DNA-templated transcription; DNA-templated transcription initiation. The record is from RefSeq and is a predicted model, not a curated record. Bases 313 to 1683 code for a protein of 456 amino acids. Gene Ontology annotation, molecular function: DNA-binding transcription factor activity. NCBI's taxonomy places the organism in Eukaryota, Viridiplantae, Streptophyta, Magnoliopsida, Lamiales, Lamiaceae.
UGUGGGAGAGACAUGGAUGCACAUAAACCACUCAAAUCACCUCCAAAAAUCUAAACCAGCCAAUGGCUGUUGGCCUCUCCCUUUUUCCAUAUCAUAUCCUCAGCCCCAAGCCCCAGCUAAAUAAGUAAUAAUAAUAAUAAUAAUAGUAAUAACAAUAAUAGUCCCUUGCUUCUCUAACAAAUCAGAAUAAUAAAAAACAGCUGAGGCUGAAUUGUGUAUUGCAGGAGCUUCUCCACCAACACCAUUUCCUUCUUCCCCAAACAGUUUUUGGCAGCGUUGAUCGAAGCGAAUUAAGCGUGUGAUGGUGUGGUGAUGAUCAUGGCCACUGCCGUCGUCGGACUGAGCACCGGCACCGGGAAAAGGCUCCUCCGCCUCGGCGCCACCUCCUACUACUCCGAUCUCUCCGCCGAAAGACUGGCUUGCUCCGCCGAUCCCACCACCACCACCUCCUCGUCGUCCUCCUCCUCCAUCAUCUCUGCGAAGAAAUCAUGGUCACGACGGCGCCCGCACUCCAUCAAAGCCCUAAAAGAUCCUCAGCCGUGUCUCUCUGAUCCUGAUUAUCUGGUGGAUGCGGUGCUUCUACUGCAGAAAUCUAUGCUUGAGAAGCAAUGGAAUCUCUCCCCCAAAACAGAGGAGAAGGAAAUAGAGGUGAUCUGUUCGGGGACCUCAGCCCGGCGGCGCAGAAUGGAGUCGAGAAAGAGAGUUGAAAAGUCGGUUAUGAAUGUAGACGACGAGCUUCUUCACAAAGGUUGUUAUGUGAAGGAGCAGCUCCUCACUCACGCCCAAGUGGUGCAGCUUUCACACAAAAUCAAAGCAGGGCUGGCCUUGGAAGACAGGAGGCAAAGGCUGAAGCAACGAUUGGGAUGCGAGCCCUCGGAUGAGCAGCUUGCGAGUUCCCUGCGGAUGAGCCGUGCUAAUUUGCAGUCGAAAAUGAUAGAGUGCUCGCUGGCCAGAGAGAAACUGGCAAUGAGCAAUAUCCGUCUCGUCAUGUCUAUUGCUCAAAGAUAUGACAACAUGGGUGCUGAAAUGCCUGAUCUUAUUCAGGGCGGCCUCAUUGGAUUGCUACGAGGGAUUGAGAAAUUUGAUUCUUCCAAGGGAUUCAAGAUCUCUACUUAUGUCUAUUGGUGGAUUCGACAGGGUGUUUCAAGAGCUUUAGUGGACAGCUCAAGAACCCUAAGGCUGCCAACCCAUUUACAUGAAAGGCUAAGUUUGAUCAGAAAUGCAAAGACUAAGCUCCAAGAAAGAGGAAUAACUCCAUCUAUUGAUAGAAUUGCUGAGACUCUCAACAUGACAGAGAGGAAAGUGAGGAAUGCCACUGAGGCAGUGAGCAAGGUUUUCUCCCUUGACAGAGAUGCAUACCCCUCUUUAAACGGUCUUCCUGGAGAAACCCUUCAUAGUUACAUUGCAGAUACCAAUGUGGAGAAUAACCCGUGGACUGGAGUUGAUGAAUGGGCACUUAAGGAUGAAGUAGAUAAACUUAUUAGUGUGACGCUAAGACAAAGGGAGCAGGAGAUUAUCCGACUCUACUACGGCCUAGAUAAUGAAUGUCUCACUUGGGAAGACAUUAGCAGAAGGAUGGGGUUGUCCAGGGAGAGAGUAAGGCAGGUGGGGCUUGUGGCGCUUGAGAAAUUAAAACAUGCUGCCAGGAAAACUGGAUUGGAGGCCAUGUUGCUACAACAUUGAUACCUAAGCUUAUAAUGUAUAUAUAAACAACACAAAAACAAGUCAUAGAUAGAGAGGAUAUGCAAUUUUUACACAACCAUGGUGCUACAAUUUUUUGUUCUUCUCCUCACUUUAAUUAUAUGUAACUGGAUCUCAUACCUUUGAUUUCAUACAACUACUAACCACAUUCGCUUCUCA